UGUUGGGCGUUGAUUGAGUGAUCUGCGCUUUGUGUGAAGUGUUGGCUGAGUGUUCUAAGGACACCAUAAGUGUGUUAACCAGAAGAGGCCGUUGCUUUUAUGUAUAGUCCCUGAAAGCUGUGAAAUCUUCCCAGUUAUGCCAUCUCAUAGACACAGGCGUGACCGAACGGAGGUCAGCUGUUGUUUAAAAUAUGUUAUUUUUGGAUUUAAUAUAAUAUUUUGGUUCUUGGGAUUCUCCAUCCUGGCAAUCGGUGUGUGGGCAUGGUCAGAGAAGAACACAUUCAACAACCUCAGCAAGCUGACACACAUCCGAAUGGAUCCAGCUUUCAUGUUCAUCAUUGUUGGUGCCAUCACCUUCAUCAUCGGCUUCACAGGAUGUGUGGGAGCAUUGCGUGAAAACACCUGCCUCUUGGCAUUCUACGCUAUCUGCCUGGCGAUCCUGCUGCUGCUGGAGAUGACGGGCGGCAUCCUGUGCUUCAUCUUCAAGGACUGGUUCAAGGAGCAGGCCACCGAGGGCUUCCGCGCCUUCAUCGUCCACUACCGUGACGAUCCCGACCAGCAGAACCUCAUCGAUUGGAUACAGGAAGGCUGGCUGCACUGCUGUGGCGUGGAGGGCCCCAAGGACUGGGAUGGCAACCGCUACUUCAACUGCUCGGCUGUCGCCGUCGGCAGCAGCGAGGCCUGCGGCGUCCCCUUCAGCUGCUGCAUCCCAGAGGAGAAUGAGAUCAUCAGGAACAAGCAAUGCGGCUACGGCGUGAGAAGUCCUGAUUACGUAAGUGAUGACUUCACUCCUAGCUAUGACACAUUGUCAUAUGUCUGAUAAGGUGUCAGGCGUGAAAAGGGUUAUUGUGUGGGUGAUGAUAAGGCA
This is a messenger RNA of Pollicipes pollicipes, 868 nucleotides long. RefSeq names its product tetraspanin-5-like. The record is from RefSeq and is a predicted model, not a curated record. NCBI's taxonomy places the organism in Eukaryota, Metazoa, Arthropoda, Thecostraca, Pollicipedomorpha, Pollicipedidae. Bases 137 to 820 code for a protein of 227 amino acids. The transcript has 5 exons. Gene Ontology annotation, cellular component: plasma membrane.